AUGUUCUCCUUCUUUCAAAGUCGGAUCUCGCCCCCUGGGUUCAAGAUCUACAUGCCUCUGAGCAGCGACAUCGGCGUAGAGCGAUACCUCUGCCAGAUUAACAUCAGGGAUCUCGCAAAAUGGAAGUAUGAGCUUUCCCCAAAGAUACGUGCUAAUCAGGUGAACAGGUUCUAUCAAUCUACCGCCGCUAUCAAAGGUAAGUGGACUCUAGGAAACUCCUCCUUCUCAUUAAAUGAGGCCAUGGACCCGGUCGAGCAUUCGCCUGCCAGUGUGUCCUCGUGCGACUCGGCAAUGUACACACUCGAGGAGGCGCGUCUUUUCAUGCCUGGAGAAGAGAGUCAGAUCAACGCCGAGAUCAUCGCGGAGCGGAUGAAAACGAAUCUGAUCCUCGAAGGUAAGUUGAUUCCUCCCCCUUGUCGCGACUAUGAAGGUGAUCUUGCUGUUUUCUUUCACGCCAUGGCCAUCAAGGAAGAACGCGAGAGAGCUCGCCGUACUGUACUUGGAAGGGUCAAAGAAAAUUUACACUCUCGUCUUGCUAGAGAUGCUCCCAAGGGCUGGGAGCAUCUACACCCCAUCAUCUACGAUGGACAGCAAGAGUAUCACGGGUUCAAAAAAUUCCCUCGGUAUCACGCUAACCAGAGAGCUUACCUCGUCACUCGAGAGUUCAGGGACGGUAUUUAUAUCGCGACCGCGAUUCGAAACCUCAGCGCUUGCUCCCAGAGGGAGAUUGUGAGGCUGCUUGAUGGGAUUGAAGACCAAGGACGGGAUGAUAUAAUCUAUGUGGCCAACCAAGGUGAGGAGAUUCCCUACUACUUCGAGAGCGAGGAUCCUGAUUUCAUUGAAUGGAUAGGGACUCGUUUGGUAUGA
This is a messenger RNA of Fusarium pseudograminearum CS3096, 867 nucleotides long. RefSeq lists its product as uncharacterized. The transcript has a single exon. The record is from RefSeq and is a predicted model, not a curated record. Lineage: Eukaryota; Fungi; Ascomycota; Sordariomycetes; Hypocreales; Nectriaceae. Bases 1 to 867 code for a protein of 288 amino acids.